AUGCCUCGGAUUCCCGUGUCCGUGCUCAUCCAGGCCCAUCGGCAGAACCCUCUACUCCCUUUGCUUCUUAAAGAAUGUCGCUCACUUGACUCGGCUCGCAAUGAACUCCGGUGGCUCCGAGAACGCGCCCUGCGCGAUAGCCAGUCGCGUACCCGACUGAAAGGAUCACGGCUAGGGUGGAGGAUGCGCCUAAGAUCCAUGUGUCUCUGGCGCUCUCGAGGAUUUCCCCUCCAGUAUAUCCUGGGCGAUCAGCCUUUCGGUGACCUGGAAAUCCUCUGCCGACGAGGCGCGUUAAUCCCAAGGCCCGAAACCGAGUCUUAUACAUUGGAAGCAGCCAGAUUAAUCCGCCAGUCUCUGGAAAACCAUCAUGGGCCCAAGCUCCCUAGACCUCGGUCUCUCCGUGUGCUGGAUCUCUGCACUGGCACAGGUUGUAUUGCGCUUCUUCUGCAUGCCCUCCUGUCGUCUCACUUCAAGGAUAUGACCAUUCUGGGGGUUGACAUCAGUCCAUUAGCACUUGACUUGGCACAGAAGAACCUUGAUCAUAAUAUAAAUCAUGGCUUGCUAUCUUGUCGAGCCUCCGCCGACCUCCAUUUUCAGCGUGCGAAUGUACUUGGAAGGGGCGAUGACUCGAUCCCUGCCGUGGAAGAAAUUCUACCCAAAUAUUUUUCGCAACCUACGGUAUCGAGUGAAUCCACCGGGACCGGUUGUGACCUGUUAAUAUCCAACCCGCCCUACAUCUCCACCUCGGACUUUCGUGAUGGGACUACAGCGCGCAGUGUUCGCCUUUUCGAGCCACGACUAGCACUCGUGCCAUCUGCUUCUGAUUUCACGGAGAAUACUUAUGACAGGCCCGAGGAUAUUUUCUAUCGUCACAUUCUCGCUCUUUCACUCAAGCUACAGGCCAAGAUCACCGUGCUCGAGUGUGGAGAUAUGAGGCAGGCUGUGAGAGUGGUCGAGAUGUAUACUGCUAUGAUCUCGAGCGACUUGGAAGACUCAAGUGCAGAGAUCUGGCCAAGCGCCGAGCCAGAUCUGGCCGCCAAUGGCUUCCACCCCUAUGAUGGAUCACGAUGUGUUAUAAUCAAACGACAGGCAAAAUAA
Messenger RNA from Penicillium atrosanguineum, 1098 nucleotides. RefSeq names its product N5-glutamine methyltransferase family protein. Gene Ontology annotation, cellular component: mitochondrion. The record is from RefSeq and is a predicted model, not a curated record. Gene Ontology annotation, molecular function: methyltransferase activity; nucleic acid binding. NCBI's taxonomy places the organism in Eukaryota, Fungi, Ascomycota, Eurotiomycetes, Eurotiales, Aspergillaceae. The transcript is spliced from 2 exons. Gene Ontology annotation, biological process: methylation. Bases 1 to 1098 code for a protein of 365 amino acids.